AUGGAAAUAGCACUCAUGAAUGAAGAUCUCACCCUGCCGCUUAUCCGAAUGGGACACGAGCAGGGGCUCGAUAUCGUGACUACUGGUUUCGUAGUUUGUUUUACCACUGGACCAAAGCCGGAUCUGACUAGAGACAAUGUUGUGUCUACGGCGUUCACUGUGACCGUCUUAGUUACUUUUGUGAGUUUUGUGAGUUGUGUCCAAGGUACAAAUAUAUGCAAGGAAGAAAUCAGUACCAACAAAGGCAAAACAUUUUUGGUGACUUUUUCAACCUUUGAUAGAAAUGACCAUUUCAAAGGCAUUAUUUACAUAGGAAGUUACAGCAGUGCGAGUGUAAAUAUAACAAAACAUACAGGAAACUCCAUUACAACGGAUAUUCAUAAAAUUUCACCAGGUAUUAAUGAAAUAAGCCUAUCAUCGCUGGCAAGCCUCGUUCAGACAACUGAAGGCAAACAAACCAAACUUUUACGCAUCGAGUCGACAGUUGAUAUUGCUGUUUACAUGGCAGGAUAUAGCCCAGGAGUAGCUGCUGCAUACACCGUCUUUCCAGAAAGCACAUGGUCUAGAACAUACGUGGUGCCAUCAUUUAAACCUGACAUAGGCGUUGAAGGUCGAAACGACGUUGUCAUAGUAUCAAGCCUGCAUAACAACACUGUUCUGCAAAUAGCAAACAAACAAUUGAGCUUUUCGAUCAAUACAACUAUCAAAGCUGAUGAAAGUUACGCGCUGGCUAGAAAGGACGAUAUAUCUGGAACUAUUGUUCAUAGUAACACACCAAUAUCUUUCGUUAGUGAGAAUAUAUGUGCUUAUGUUCCAGAAACUAUCACUGGCUGUGACACCAUGAUAGAUUCGCCAAUACCAGUAGACUACUGGGCUUCAGAAUUUAUCAUUCCACCAUUGACACCAAAAUUAGGAUAUCUCGUACGCGUAUUCGCCCAGGAUCACAACGAGAUCGUCAACAUUGUUUUAAAGAACAAGACUCGUAGUAUAAAUAAAACUUUUUCCGGGAUGUACGAAAUAUUAUUAGGUACAGAUGCUCUGGUAAUAAUCACAGAUAAGAAAGUAAAUGUAGUACAAUAUGGACUUAGUAAAUAUUACGACCACAUAGACGCUGAUCCAUUUAUGACGUCAGUUCCGGCUGUUCAGCAUUACAGCAACAACUAUCAAAUUCCGACACCAUUUGCCAGUGACGGAUUUAUUAUCACUAUUGCUAUAACUAUCAGACAGAAACAUCUUUCCGGACUUUUAUUUGACGGACAGUUGAUAGAUUUACAAACUGCUACGACAAUAGUGCCAGUUCAGCCAUAUGAUGACUUUAGGAUUAUCAGUUUAAACAUUACAAGCGGACAUCACAGUCUGAGUCACCCGUCCUCUGAUGCACAAUUUUCUGUUCUACUGUAUGGUAGGAAUGGCCGAAAUGGUUUCGGUUUUUACCUUCGCUACAACUUUCACAAAGAUUCGAAACUUGUAUGUGAAAAUGGAGGUUUGUGUAAAGACAGUACAACCUGUCAAUGUCUGGAGGGAUACACUGGUGCCAGGUGUCAGUUUGACGUUGACGAGUGUUUGAAUUCUUCCACUUGCGUCAGUGGAGCGACAUGUAUUAAUACCAAUGGAGGCUUCAAAUGUCACUGUUACGGUGGAUGGACUGUGUAGCUUUCGUUUAAACGCCAGGACUUAAAUCCAAUAUGAAUUUAAGCCAAAUCCAAAGAAUACAAGCGUUCAUGCAGAAACUGUCACUUAAUUAUGCUGUAAACAGAUGGUAUUAGUUUUACUUAUGUUUUGGGAAUGUAAAAACUUAAAAGUCUUAUAAAGGUACUCGUCUAGUCUUUGUGUCCAUAGUGCAUCCCAAGCACAUCCUCACUGACUCUACCUCUAAGAAAAAAAAAAGAAAUAAUGAUAUUGAUGAGUUUACUUGUAUCGAUGCUUUUACGCUAAGUAAUGAAAUAUGACAAGAUCGAAGAGUUGCUGUAUAGUUAUGGAGGCAUAUGUCCAGCUCAGUAAUACAAAAUGUAAUGCAUACUACCAUGCUAUCUUUAUACACAGGGAAUUUAGAAAAUAGUUAAGAAAUAAUAUAUACAUUGUUCUAAACAGUGAAUUGUUGUUAAAUAAAAUUAGUGUUUGGAGUUCAGAUGCGAAAGUUAUAUAUCACAAUGGCUAUACCCGAUAAUUAUAUGCAUCUAAACGAAAAUGAUUUUGUUCGAGAGCAAAUCCUUAUUUGAGAUAUAUAAUAUUUCGAUUCUAACAAGUUAUUAAGGACCUUUAAGUACAUUCUUGCGACAUCCGCCAAAUAUUUGCAUAUUUUUUGUGGGUUUCUUUUCCAGCGCGCCGUGUAUAACGUUUGACGAUAUGACGUAAUAGUUGUAACGUACAAACAGUGAAUUGAUGUAUAAUUAAGAAAUAAUAUAUCUCAUUUAGUGAUUUGUCGCUGAAUAAAUCAGUGUUUGGAGUUCAGA
Messenger RNA from Mercenaria mercenaria, 2453 nucleotides. RefSeq lists its product as uncharacterized. The transcript has 9 exons. The coding region runs from base 1 to 1653 and encodes 550 amino acids. Gene Ontology annotation, molecular function: calcium ion binding. Lineage: Eukaryota; Metazoa; Mollusca; Bivalvia; Venerida; Veneridae. The record is from RefSeq and is a predicted model, not a curated record.